Molecule: messenger RNA, 678 nt
Organism: Acanthosepion pharaonis
Lineage: Eukaryota; Metazoa; Mollusca; Cephalopoda; Sepiida; Sepiidae
Source: the annotation of a GenBank genome assembly
AUGUUGCAUCAAAUCUAUUGUUAUUGUUACCAUUUAAUCUAUUCUUUCAUUAUUUUUAGUUCCAUCCUCAGGAGACAACAAAGUCAGUAUCUUAUUUUUCUAUUUCUUUCCUUCUUUUUUUUUUCUUUUUCUUUAUAUUUUUCUUUCCGUUUUCUUUUUUAUUUAACUUUCUUUCCUAAUUCUUCUUUUUUUAUUUUCCCUGUCUCGUUAUUUUAUUUUCUAUCUUUAUUUUUCUAUCUUUAUUUCUUUUUUCUAUUUAACACUUUUUCUUUUCUUUCUUUCUUUCUUUCUUUCUUUCUUUCUUUCUUUCUUUCAUUCAUUGAUUCAUGCUUUCUGGCUAUAAUAUUUCUUUUCCUUCAUUUCUUUUUUUUCAUCUUCUUUCUGUUUUUAUUUCUUCCUGUCUUUUUUCCUUUCUUUCUAGUUUUUCUCUUUUUCCCCCACUUUCAUUCAUAUAUUUCUUCUUUUCUCUUCAUCUUUUUCUUUGUUAUUUCCAUUUUCUUUUAUUCUUUUCUCUUUCAUUCCAUCACACACUUCUUUUAUUCUUUUCUUCCAUCGUUUCAUCUCAGUUCUUUUCUCUCCUUUUCUCUCCUUAUUUCUUUUUUCUUCUCAUUUAUUCCACUCCCUAGUAUCUUUCCAUACAUAUGUACAUAUCUAUAUCUAUGUGCUUCCAUCUAUUAG